AUGCGUAUCUCUUUCUUUCUCUCUCUCUCUCUCCCUCUCAUUCUCUCGUGGCACUUUCUCUUUCUUAUGUCUCUUUAUUUUCUCGGUUAUCUCUUCACUAUCUCUUCUUCGUUCAUUGAUGUUAUGAAUGUGUAUGUGUUUAUGUCUUUCUCUCUCUAUCUCUUUUCUCUCCUUUUUUGUAUCUUCCUUUGCAAUGCCUUUUCUCUUCUAUACCUUACGAUUUCCUUUCUUUUUAAGUAA
Ixodes scapularis (black-legged tick) is the source of this 240-nucleotide messenger RNA. RefSeq lists its product as uncharacterized. The transcript has 2 exons. NCBI's taxonomy places the organism in Eukaryota, Metazoa, Arthropoda, Arachnida, Ixodida, Ixodidae. The record is from RefSeq and is a predicted model, not a curated record. Bases 1 to 240 code for a protein of 79 amino acids.